This is a messenger RNA of Photinus pyralis (common eastern firefly), 1008 nucleotides long. RefSeq names its product FMRFamide-related peptides (gene FMRFa). Lineage: Eukaryota; Metazoa; Arthropoda; Insecta; Coleoptera; Lampyridae. The record is from RefSeq and is a predicted model, not a curated record. Bases 109 to 831 code for a protein of 240 amino acids. Gene Ontology annotation, biological process: neuropeptide signaling pathway. The transcript has 2 exons.
UGUUGGGACUCUGUUGUGUUAACGCCUGCUAACCUGCAACACAUCGUACCAGUAGAUGGUUAAAAUAUACUUCGCUAUUCACACGUUUGUUUAAGUUUUCAAUUUGCAAUGCACCGUUUAAUGAUUCUCAUCCUGCUGGUUCAGUUAUCUUCCAUUGAAGUAUUCAGCGAAGAUGCGUAUGAUGAAGAUCCUCUAACAUUUCUGGAAUCCCACAUCUCCAAAUACAGACCGUACAAAACAUUCCACGAUAAAGAUCGCGGAUUUCCCGACUUCAACUACUUGCGAUACUCGCGUGGGCGCAGUGAAAGCAUAUUGCCAUUUAUGGACGAUCUGGAAUCCGAGUACGACGACAACGAGGAACAAUUCGCGAGGCCCACCCGUUCGCAAGACAAAAACGAUAAUUUCGUACGGUUCGGCCGAGGAAAUUCCGAUUUUAUUCGAUUCGGCAGAGAUCCCUACAAGUACGGUAGAGAAAUGCGCGCCAACGACCAGAAUUUUUUACGAUUCGGUCGAAACGCACCCGAAAAUGAUACCGAAAAGAAACGAAGCAAGAGGAGCGUCGACGUCCAAGACAAACGUGGAAGCGACAGCUUUCUGAGGUUUGGUAAGGCCGGUGACGACAGUUUUAUCCGAUACGGCCGUAAUCAGCAAAAGACGAAACUGAAUUUGGAAGAAGAAUUCCCAAUGCCAACGGUCUCGCGGCCAUUGCCUCCCAGUUUCGAGCUCGAGGGAACUUUGCGUUUUCCUUUGGUUUUAAACGACAGGAUAUUGCAUAAAUUCCCAUUAUUGACAAUCUUAAAAAAAUUAGAAGAGGUAAGGCAGAAUCAUUGACCUUGCAAGACUGUUAUUAGAUUGUUUGAAUUAUUUUGAAAGAUACUUAGUAAUGAUCUUUUAAAAAUGUAUUCAAUCAUAAAUGUUAUAAAAUGUGGCUGGAACAUGUAAUACUUAGAUGUUUUGUUAACUUCAACACUGAUUAAAUGGAAAAUAUAAAUAAACGUUUGAUAUUGA